AGGGGGCGGGGCCGGGGCCUCCCGUGAAGCCCCGCGCGCCGAAGGACCGGAACUCUAAGCGGGUGGCUUGUUGAUAACAUGGCGGCAGCAGCUGCCCGGGCAUCCCGAGGAGGCGGCGGCGCCCACACCCGGAAGAAGGGGCUGUUUUCGGGCUAGUGCAGCGGUUCCUGCGGACCCGGAAGUCCCGGCCAGCUGCUGAAUGAGGGGAGCCGGGCCCUCCCCGCGACAGUCCCCCCGCGCCCUCCGCCCCGACCCGGGCCCCGCCAUGUCCUUCUUCCGGCGGAAAGUGAAAGGUAAAGAGCAAGAGAAGACCUCAGACAUCAAGUCCAUUAAAGCUUCAAUAGCUGUACAUUCCCCACAAAAAAGCACUAAAAAUCAUGCCUUGCUGGAAGCUGCAGGACCAAGUCAUGUUGCAAUCAAUGCCAUUUCUGCCAACAUGGACUCCUUUUCAAGUAGCAGGACAGCAACACUUAAGAAACAGCCAAGCCACAUGGAGGCUGCUCAUUUUGGGGACCUAGGAAGAUCCUGUCUGGACUAUCAAACUCAAGAGACCAAAUCAAGUCUUUCAAAGACCCUUGAGCAAGUCUUGCGUGACCCUGUUGUCCUCCCAUAUUUCCUUCAGUUUAUGGAACUUCGGAGAAUGGAGCACCUGGUGAAAUUUUGGAUAGAUGCUGAAAGUUUUCACUCUACGACAUGGUCCCGAAUAAGAGCACACAGUCUAAACACAGUGAAGCAGAGUUCACUGGCUGAGCCUGUCUCUCCAUCUAAAAAACAUGAAACGACAGUGUCAUUUGUAACUGAGUCUCUUGACAGGAGGUUGGGGGAUUCCAGCUCGGCCUCGCUGCUUAUGACUCAGUCAGAAGGAAUUGACCUGAGUAGUAGAACUCAGAAUCACUUGCUGCUUUCCCAGGAAUGCCACAGUGCCCAUUCUUUCCAUCUUGAAAUGGCCAGAACAGGAACUCAUCAAAUUUCCAUGGACACCCCGGAAUCCUCUUCCAGACUUCCAGUAGCCAGUAGAAAUAGUUCCUCUUCUCCAUUGCGAGAAAUAUCAGGAAAACUAAUGAAAAGCAUAGAACAAGAUGCAGUGAAUACUUUUACCAAAUAUAUAUCUCCAGAUGCUGCUAAACCAAUACCAAUUACAGAAGCCAUGAGAAAUGACAUCAUAGCAAAGAUUUGUGGAGAAGAUGGCCAGGUGGAUCCCAGCUGUUUCGUUCUGGCACAGGCUGUAGUCUUUAGUGCAAUGGAGCAUGAGCACUUUAGUGAGUUUCUGCGAAGUCACCAUUUCUGUAAAUACCAGAUUGAAGUGCUGACCAGUGGGACUGUUUACCUGGCUGACAUUCUCUUCUGUGAGUCAGCCCUCUUUUAUUUCUCAGAGUACAUGGAAAAAGAAGAUGCAGUGAAUAUCUUACAGUUCUGGUUAGCAGCGGAUAAUUUCCAGUCUCAGCUUGCUGCCAAAAAGGGCCAGUAUGAUGGACAGGAGGCACAGAAUGAUGCCAUGAUUUUAUAUGACAAGUACUUUUCCCUCCAAGCCACACACCCCCUUGGAUUUGAUGAUGUUGUGCGAUUAGAGAUUGAAUCCAAUAUCUGCAGGGAAGGUGGGCCACUUCCUAACUGUUUCACAACUCCGUUACGUCAGGCUUGGACAACCAUGGAGAAGGUCUUUUUGCCAGGUUUUCUGUCCAGCAAUCUUUAUUAUAAAUAUUUGAAUGACCUCAUCCAUUCAGUUCGGGGAGAUGAAUUUCUUGGAGGGAAUGUUGCACUGGCUGCUCACGGCUCUGCCUGCCUUCCUGAGGAGUCUCACUCAGGCGGUUCCGAUGGCGCCGCUGCUCAGUCUAGUGUGAAAAAAGCCAGUAUUAAAAUUUUGAAAAAUUUUGAUGAAGCAAUAAUUGUGGAUGCUGCAAGUCUGGAUCCAGAAACUUUAUAUCAACGGACAUAUGCAGGGAAGAUGUCUUUUGGGAGAGUCAGUGACUUGGGGCAGUUCAUCCGAGAGUCUGAGCCUGAACCUGAUGUGAAGAAAUCAAAAGGAUUCAUGUUCUCACAAGCUAUGAAGAAGUGGGUGCAAGGAAAUACCGAUGAGGCCCAAGAAGAGCUAGCUUGGAAGAUUGCGAAAAUGAUAGUGAGUGAUGUUAUGCAGCAGGCACACUAUGAUCAACCAUUAGAGAAAUCUACAAAGCUAUGACUCAAAACCAGAGAUAAGGAAAUCUGAUUUUGAAAAAUAAGAACUUUUCCCUUUGGUUGGAUUCCUCAACACAGCCGAUGAAAACGGAGCACUGCAUUUCUUUUCACUGCUAGAUCACUGUUGUUUCCAAGAAAGAAUGGGAGACAGUCCGAGAGCUGUUGUUCAAUAUAGGCAUAGGUGCACGUGAUGGUAACACAGUGAGUCACGAGAUACACAGUGGUGAAAUCCCCACAGUUAGUUUUCCAGUGGCCAUAACCCACUAUGAGAGAGUUACCCGCUGGAGUAGACAGGGACCACAUCCUAUGUGAGGCCAAGAAACGUGAGUCGGUGUGCGGUCCUCAUGCUUGCGACAGAGCCCACCCUUAGUGUCAGAAAGCAUGAAACAGAGGUGCUUUGUUCUUGUCCUCAAAUUCCCAGGUGAGUCAGUCCUACCUGGAGCACGCAGCUCCAAGUGGCAGUGUGGGCCAGCAGCUUGUGGAGCAGGCGACGGCUCCUUGUGUAGUCUUCCUUCAGAGGCAGUGAUUGAGAAAGAAGCUGAUAAGCCAUGGGCAAGGCUCAGUGAUGUCACCCUUCUCUUUGGUGACAGAACGUAGUUUCCACAUCUCACUCACUCCUGAGAUGUUAUAUCCUUAAAGCUAGUCCCUCCUCUGGUAACAAAGUGCAAAUUUAGUUUACUGUGAGCGUCAAGACCCAUUCCUCAACAGGAACACUAUGCUCCAGAUGCUUCAUUCCCUUUUCAGAAUACACAUGGAAAAAAAUUAUCACUCCAGUUUUUCCCAUGUAGUACUUGGAACACAUUCUCAGAUUUUAUUUUUAUUUUUAUUUUUAAUAAACUGGGGAAUGAAGCACUCACUGUAGUGUCUCCCCAAGUCUUCACUGUGAGUGGGAAAUGUGCAGUUGCCUUUUCCCUUCCUGUCUUCAGACAGCAGGAGACUCACUCUGCCCUUCUGCUUUGCACCCGUGGCCCAGCCGUUGCUGGGGCCAACCAUUUGGUAAGCACACUCCCCCGGCCACAGGGUGCCAGUGCUUCCUUGUGUGUGACAGUUUAGAGAGAAAGGAAGUUUUCUUAGGUGUUAAUGCUUUUGCUCAGAACUUGCAAAAGAAUAUAUGUUUGUGUGUGUAUGUAUAUAUAUAUAUAUAUAUUUGUAUAUAUAUAUAAAAUUAUUAAUCACCUCUGUCCUUGGGAAAGUCUUGAAUGAAUAGAAAAUUUAUUUCAUUGCAAUAUUGAUUGUAUAGAGGCACACUGUUCAUCAACAGAAGGAGCAAAAAGGCUGUGUAAAAGUUUUUGGUACUAUGUACCAACUCUGUUAUUCUAAAGUAUUCAUGUACUUAAACCAUAUUCUAUUUAAUUGUGUUUGAUUUUAAAUAUAUAUAUGAAUUAUAUUUAAAAUGGUGUCAACUUCCUGCUUUCAGGGCAUUUAUGGCUCUUCUAUUGAAAUAUAUUGAAUCUUCCUAAUAUUUCCAUUUGCUUUACAAAACCCCGGAACAUGACCCACUACUGGACAUAGCCUUGUGUUUGGAUGUAGUCAUAGAGGGGAGGUUUUUAUUGGUGUAUGUGCUGUGGUGGCUCAUUUUGUUCUAUUCACAAAGUAUUUCUAUUCAUUUCACACUGCUUCAAACUUCUAAGUGAAAAGCAAUGUAAAGGUCAUAGAGUAAAAUGUGAUUCUGAGUGAUUCCUUUUGCCUCUGCAUGUUUUAGAGUAAAAAAUUCUGUAAUACUCUCAGAUAUUUAAGCUAGUGGGGUUUGUUAAAAUAUUUUCUAGUGAUUUCUUUGUGUGCAUUUUGUGUUUCUGAGCUGGAGAUGUCAGUUUUUGUAAGCUAUGUCUAAGAGGAAAGAGCAAGCCUGAGAUUGUUUUGUUUUCUGCUCUCUGCUGUGAGAUACAAAAGUAGAGGGACCCAAAACAAUUAGACCAGUUGUGUGUUAGAUCCUUGUACUCAUUUUAAAUCCUCAAAAGAUUCACCUAAAGUUGAGCCCCACUGUGUUCCAGGUUCUAUGCAAUGGAUCCAAAAUGAUUCCCUGGCAGGGUUUUUAAAAUCUGAGAAAGCAGUUGAAUUUCAUGCCAUUGACGUCAGCAGAUUGUUAAAGGUCAACCCACUAAUGAGAAAGUGACAGCACUGUAAUUUGCCUUAUAGGAAUUUCAUCAUUCCUAUAAAAUAGGAACAUGAAAGUUGGGUGUCAGCCAAGUCCAGUGAAGAGCAAAGAAACAGGAAACAACUUUUUUUUUCCUGGAUGGGUUCCAGUAUUUGUUAAGGCUUUAUUAAUUUAUUUUUUUUUGAGAUGUAAAUUGUUUAUAUUGCUGGAGCUUUUGACUUGUUCCAUAGAUAUUUUAUGAGGAGUUUGCUCUAAACUGUAUGUAGACAAUUAUAAACUUCAUUGCUGUUGUUUUCAGCUUUUGAGACAAGGUUUCAGCCUCCCAAAUUCAGGGAUUAUAGGCACAGCCUCCAUGCCAGCUUCUUUGCUGGUUUGUUUCAGUAUCACCAACUGAGCACCUGAUGUAGCAACUGACCCCAAAGGCACUGUUGAGACUCACUCAGCACCCUCAGUGGCCUUUUCACCGUCUUCACUCUUCUCUAGCAUGCCAGGGAUGUGCUAGUUGAAAUGCCCGAAGAUGAUUCUGUAGUUUAAGGCUUUUGCAUGAAGGAGAAAUAUUGAUCAUCACCUGGAAAACUGUCCUGAUGAACAAGCCUGAAAGAUAGAAGACUUUGGCGAGCCCAAGGACCUCACUGGGUUCUCCGUCAAGUCCUAUAUCCUUGCCUUGGUCUUCAUUCAUCCUUAGGGUGUGUUUAGAAUGCAUCUGGAUUUUUUUGUUUGUUUUGUGUUUUUUUGAGACAGGGUUUCUCCUUGUAGCUUUGGCUGUCCUGGACUCUCUUUGUAGACCAGUCUGACCUCAAACUCACAGAAAUCCGCUUGCCUCUGCCUCCCCGAAUGCUGGGAUUAUAACAGGCGCUACCGCUGGAAAUUUUCUUUUCUUUUUUUUUUUUUUUUUUUUUU
Molecule: messenger RNA, 5170 nt
Organism: Meriones unguiculatus (Mongolian gerbil)
Lineage: Eukaryota; Metazoa; Chordata; Mammalia; Rodentia; Muridae
Gene: Akap10
Product: A-kinase anchoring protein 10
Exons: 15
Coding region: 200-2179 (659 amino acids)
Biological process (GO): intracellular protein localization
Cellular component (GO): plasma membrane
Molecular function (GO): protein kinase A binding
Source: RefSeq, a predicted model, not a curated record